Molecule: messenger RNA, 222 nt
Organism: Caenorhabditis sp. 36 PRJEB53466
Lineage: Eukaryota; Metazoa; Nematoda; Chromadorea; Rhabditida; Rhabditidae
Source: the annotation of a GenBank genome assembly
AUGCGAGCUGCCUACUUCCUCGUCUUCCUCCUGCUCAUCGUCAUCACCCGUGGAGCCCCCACUCCGAAGGCCGUGCAUUCCGAUCCAUAUAAGACUCAGGUCAACCUAGUGCAGGCACACGGAGAUCACGGAAAAGACGGAAACGAUGUGGCUCAGGGAAACGUGGGCAGAAGCAUUCACACUCCGUCACAUCAUCUAAUUGAUAACGGCACUAGUCCGUGA